UAGCUUACUAAAUAGCGAAUAACUGUGGUUAAGCUAUGUCUGCCGCUCCACAUAAUAUUGUUAAAGUGUCACCGAUGAGGUUAGGAUACAUAACUCUCAGCAGGUAGUUAGAAGUUUGUUUUUUUAGAAGGAAAGAUGACCUUACUGGCAAGCUAACGGUAGGUGGCGCGCUUGCGCCGUGUUUUCCUCCACUUGUUAUCCCUGUAUGGAUGGAGCUAGGUUAGCUUAGCUAAUUUAAACUCUCCAGAGUGUGUCAGUGUGUCGUCCUCGGCUUGUGUCAUGAAGUAGGAUACGGACUGAAGCGCUGCGUUGGAAACAGUGGAGACUCUCAGUUAUUUCCCCCCUGAAGCCGCUCGCAGAACUAGCGAAUUAUUUAAAAGUGUUUCAUUGGAAGAAGAAACGGUUUCAAAAAGAUGAAGUAUGUGUAACGUAAACCUGGGAUAUAGCUGCGUGCCACCCGGACGAAGCUCUCUUGUUCACCGGUCUAUCCAGAAGUUGGAUUCCCAGAGAUGCCAGUUAAAUCCUACACAGUGUCAAAGACAAAAGACCACCAGUGAGCCAGCAACAAGUGUGUUACACAAGAAGUACCAUGGAUACUGAGGGAUACAAAAAUGAUCCACACUACACAGAAGCAGAGAGCCUUUGGCAUGUGAUGCAGAAAUCAGGAGAUCUGGAUCCAAGGAGCAGAGAUGGUGAAGGCUGGAAGCUGGUGGAAGUAUAUCUAUCAGGAGGCGCACCAUGGGGAUUUACACUCAGAGGAGGAUUGGAGCAUCGAGAACCUCUGCUCAUAACCAAGGUGGAGGAGGGCAGCAAGGCAGCAGCUGUGAGUCUCCAGGUGGGAGACGAGCUUGUCAACAUCAACGAGAUUCCCCUGAGCGGCUUCAGACAGGAGGCGAUCUGCCUAGUGAAAGGCUCCCAUAAGACCCUCAGUCUGGUGGUGAAAAGGCGGAAUGAACCCAUAAGCAGGCCUCACUCCUGGCACUCCACCAAGUUCAUCGAAAGCCAAUCAGAGACUGCCAAAACGCAGUCUCCACCCAUGCCAGUCUGGCAGACCAGAUAUGAUGCAAGCUCAUCCUCGACUGACCUAUCCUCUGGCUGGGAGCAAACGAACCUGCGCAGAGUGUCCGACCAGUUCAGCUCUCACGGCAGUAUGGACAGUCUAGAACAUGUCUCACACCCGUACUCUGCCGGUCAGCUUUCACCUGCCAAAUCCAACAACAGCAUGGAGCAUCUCGGAGGAGGGAAACGUGACUCGGCCUACAGCUCCUUCUCCACCAGCUCUGGCACCCCAGACUACACCCUCUCAAAGAGCAAUGCUGCCUCGACAGAGAACAUGCUCUAUAAAUUCAGUCAGUGGGAUGCCGGAGGAAAGCACAACAAUAGCAGAAACAGCCAGAGUGUGAAUGAGGGAGUCAAACAGGAUGACAGGGUGGCGUACUUCCAGAUGCCAGGAGUUGGUACAGGCUGUGAGGGUCCACAGACUGAGGAUUUGGCUGGCUCCCGCCAUUCCACUUCAAGCAGAAUCAGCUAUGGACCUGUUUGGCAUGUCCCUGAAAAAAAGAAGACGGCUUCCCCCUCUCCUCCCCCACCCCCUCCACCUGCACGCAGCGACAGUUUUGCUGCAACUAAGGUACAUGAAAGGGGGAUCGUUAUAGCUCAGCCUGAAGGACCUGAAGGACAUGUUUCUAGUAAGGCUUCCACUGACAGUCGCCGCAGCCACAACUUAUCCCCGAAAAAUGACAGCGAUGGGUUUUAUACUUCAUCCGAUAAAUCGAAUCAUAACCAGUUCAACUCAAACAAGCAGUACUCCCUGUCCAGCAGUGAUGUUCGGCAAGGGCAGCCCACCCAUCAGAGACACCAUAGUGACAAAGGCACUUUUUAUUCUCAGCCCUGGGCUACAUCUGUACCAAAGCCACAGAAUGUAGGUGGCUACUAUUGUAGCAUGCAGGAACUGCCUACUAACGGUUCUGGACAACACUUUGGUCAGAACCAGAGAAAGAACUUCAGCACCUCCCUAUCUACCACUGCCAGUGACCAAAACACUGACAGCAGUGGACAUAGCCGAUACUACUGUGUCACAACAUGCCAGCCUAACCCGCAGCCCAUGUCAGGAAAAUCAGAGGACAGGAGGAGUGUCACUGGUGUAGACCUGGCACAGACUGGGACUGAGCAGAACUCUCUGAGCCCACAGACAGUCAACAAAGUGAAGUAUCAUCUGCCCCAACAGCAGCAACACUCCUCACACAUUAAAGACAGCAAUGGAUACAGCAAGCACCAAGUUACAACUGUACUAGAAACCCUUAUAACUAAACCCAGUUCUGAUGACAGGGGAAACCAGAGAGGACACAACACACAAAAUCCAGAAGCUCACUUCAUGAGUUAUCCUUCUAACAGACAGUCUGAACAGCGGAGGUCACUGCCACUCCAACAUAGAGAAUUAUCCCAAGACAUCAGACAUUACAGCCAAGUGAGCAACAAGAUCUGCCCGCAGGCGACCCCCAUGCUUCACUCUUUAUCUAUGGACGCUGCAGGCCAGGAGGCUAGAGUCCCAAACUCAGAGGAGUCCAUCGAAAGCAAGCAGGCGAGACGCAGUGACCGCUUUGCCACCACGUUAAGGAAUGAAAUCCAGAUGAGAAAAGCCAAGCUGCAGAAAAGUAAGAGUGCAGCAGCACUUCCUGGUAGCGAGGGUGAGACUGAGGAUGAUCAAGAUAUCUGGAAGUCCACUGAAAACACCACCCCUACCUCUGCAGAUGGCUCCUUCACCAACACCUACAAGGUUAAUCUGAAGGAAGCACAAGCAAGGGUGCUCAAGGCGACGUCUUUCAGGAGAAAAGACCUCGAGCCAGUCUUACUUGAGCAUCCUGCGGCUGAGGCCUUGCCUAACUACCCAUCCUCAGCGCUGACCCGUAAAGAUGUCACCCCUCUGCCAACUGUCUCAGAGUCUGUAAUGAGUAAAUCAGGGCCUGCCAGUGGUCAAGUGACUCGUAUUGGUGGUCGAAAGCGUUUUCCUGCAGAAAAGAAGGGAAGGUCUUUCUCUGAACCAGACAAAAUCCAUGAAGUUGGGGUGAAGGAAGAUCUCCCGCACAAUGAAAAUGCAAGCUCCUCACUAGACAAACAGAGGCGGGUAAAACAAAGGGGGAAGCCCUCUUUUCCCAGUCCGAUUCCCCCUCAGAGCUAUACUGACAACCCCACGGAGACAAGGGCCAGAGGUCUUUCCACAACCAGUGAAACAGAGGACACAAUGACGGGUAGAGAAUACACUGAAGAGGUCCAGGGAGGUCCUUACUCAACACACAAGCUGUCCGUCUUAGACCAGCAAAGACUGGGCACCUUCGCUGAGUAUGAGGAAAAGUGGAAUAUACAGAAGAAAAACCCAGAAACAAGAGCCUCUGGGCGGUACCGGUCAGCUGAUAACAUCCUGGAUCCAGGACCAGAGAGGACCAAAACCACCUGUUUCCACGAGAGAUCCCGAUCGUCUCCUUCCGCUGACAUCUAUGGACAGAAGAUUCAAGUUCCUGCAAGAAAGUCUGAGACAGAAUAUUCCCAGACGGAGAAACCUGCUGAACCGCUCAACACUGCCACAGGGUUCUCUGACAGAGGGCCCGCUGACUGUAAAGUGAGAGAAAAGCCUGUGGAGUUGGAACAUUACCCAGCGCCACCCCCUCCGCCCAUGACAGGAGCCAACCCUGACAGCAGAGACAGAGCUGCCCCGGCUACCGUGAACCACAGACCCACAUUUAUCUCCCACAGUGUCACAGAGUCUGUCGGACCUCAGCCCGAGGGCCACACCGAGACUCCAUCUGGGCUGAGGAGGAAGCCCCCUGUGCUGGAGAACCCACCCAGAUGCCCAGAGGUCGACACCGGUUCCCAGAGCGAAAUCUUCACCCACAGCUCUCCUAACUCCGCCUCUGCCCCCUCCCACGCUGCACAGGGAGAUUCUGAGCAGGGCAAAGGACUUGUGGACAAAGGACAAGGGGCAGUACAUCAUCUGUCAACAUCCAAUCCUCAGCCUGCCUCCUCUCCCCCAGCUUCCUCCCACAGACACUCAGGGCCGGCAACUAUGGAGAGACAGCGCUCUCCAUCUCCACAGUUUUCCCCUCAGAGACUCAGUGACAAGCCGCCGGUCUCUAUUCAGGAUCAUCAGGAUGAAGACACAAAUGGGAUGGAGCAUGUGAUAGAAAAACAAACCUCUGCAGUGAAGAAAGUGCCCAUCAGGAUUGUCCACUCAGAAGGAGUCGCAGAGAAGGAGAAGAGUCCGUUUUUGCAGCACACUGACACUCCUGCUGUUGAGGCUGAGGCUCCUGGUGGAACCAGGCUGGGCAGUCUGGGAGCUGCAGGGCAGGACUCGCUCUUCUGCGCCUUCACUCGCCAGAAGGAGCCCGACAGUACGCCGGCCGCUCAGACGGACCCAAAGCACCAGGCAGAGGCAUACAUGAGCACCGUUAAAGAUCACAUCAACUCUACCGGUCAGCAGCCUGCAGACGAGCCCAGCAGGGUGACAGUAAUCUCAGGACUGUCUGAGGAUCAGAAGAGAGAGGAGCUGGCCAGGGACAUCAUGGGGAAGGAUAAAUCACUGGCUGAUAUUCUGGACCAGAGCAAGAUGAAGACCACCAUGGACUUGAUGGAGGGGAUCUUCCCUCAGGAGGAGCAGCUCUUGGAAGGAGCUCACCAGCGCAGGAAGGUGUCCCCGAAGCAGACGGUCCCCCGGCCUGCUGAGGAAAGGGAAAAGGAGGACAGUAUGGCGGCAGCUGUCACCAUGGUGACCAGCUCUACAUAUUACAGCACAUCUGCUCCCAAAGCUGAGCUCCUUCUUCAGAUGAAGGACAUGCAGGAGCAGGAGGAGGAAGACUCUGAAGACGAACUAGACAUUGACCUGGCCAACAAGAAGCAAGAGCUGAUCGACAGCCUGAGCAAGAAGCUUCAAGUGUUGCGGGAGGCACGGGAGAGUCUUCAGGAGGACAUCCUCGACAAUAAUGCUCUGGGAGAUGAGGUGGAGGCCCGAGUCCAGGAGGUCUGCAAGCCCAACGAGCUGGACAAGUUCAGGAUGUUUGUCGGGGACUUGGACAAGGUGGUGAGCCUGCUGCUGUCCCUGUCGGGCCGCCUGGCCAGAGUGGAGAACGCCCUGAACAGUCUGGAGGAGGACACUACUGCUGAGGAGAGGCGUACAUUGGUUGAGAAGAGGAAGCUGCUGAUUCGACAGCAUGAGGACGCAAAGGAGCUGAAGGAGAACUUGGACCGCCGAGAACGCGCAGUUUACGAGAUCCUGGGCAACUGCCUGCAGGAGGAGAGCCUUACGGACUACGAGCACUUUGUCAAGAUGAAGUCCGCGCUCAUCAUCGAGCAGCGCAAGCUUGAGGACAAAAUCAAACUGGGCGAGGAGCAGCUCAAGUGUCUGAUGGACAGUCUGCCCAUAGAGCAGAGGCUGGCCUUUUGAAGGACACUGAUGAACUCUGAUGAAUAAGACUAGUCAUGUUGCUCCGACUUGUCCAGCAGAGGGAGACAGAGAUGAGGAAUCUGCAGAGACAACCUGUUGGGACUUUUUUUUUUUAGUUCUGUGAAGCCUCGUCUGAGCACGUCUUACUACUUCAUGGACUUCUGUAACAUCACCUGGACUGACAGCAUCUUUAGGUGCUGCUCUUCCUGGCAUCAACCAACCACUGUAUCUAAAGUCUUUCACACCAUUUUUGCUUUGUUUUUAUUUUUACGAUUUUGUUUUUUGUUUUUUUAGUAAUUUAUUGUAGCCUUUUGAAUCCGCACAGGAGGGGACAGUAUUUUAUCUUCAACUGAUUUGCAGCAGUGCUACCUGAAGUGUGUUACACGCUGAGCAACUAGGAGUAUUUAUCAUGGUUUAUGUCUAAUUUCAAAAAAAAAAAAAAAAAGUUUCCACAUAAUCCAUAAAUUCUGGCCGAAUAUUUCAAUAAACACAAAGGUUUCUUGUUAACAUUUAUAUAUAAACUAGUGGCCUUUUUACUUUACGCUGAAGAACCUUUUUCCUCGGUGGGAUGUAAGUGAAUGUACCUGAAGGAAAGGUGUGCAGAUCCGUUUUAAAGAGCACUUGUUCAGCUUCACUAAACAGACGAAGAAGAAUGGUAGCACUUCACAUCCAGACUUUAACUCAAGUGAAAUCCACAUUUGAAGUGCCUGGAGAGUCACUGCCAACACUGUCCGGUCUUUUCAUCCACUUCUGCACGUUGCAUCCGUUAGUGCUGCUCUGAAAGUACAUUUGUUUAGAUGAUGAUAUCGCCACGUAUGAGUUGACCAAGUGUUUCUGUAUUUUGUUUUUAUUAUUUCACUGUUUUUUGGUUUUUUUGUUAUUCACGGUGCAGAUGGUGAAUGCAUAGUUACCACAGUUGUUACUAAAAAAAAAAUUGCUCUGGUUGAUGAAUCAUUGCAUUUUGACCAGCUUGAACUUCAGUUGUUAAAUGUCUAAAUUUCAGACUGUAACGAUUAAAUAAGUUUCCCUGUUGGAGGAUGUUUGUUCUGCACAUUUGAGAAUAUGACUUUCACACGCUUCGUGCACUGCUACAGCCCGACUCUUAACACUUUAUCAGCUGUGCUCCUUUAUAUCAAAUAAAGAGUCUGCUGGAAUCA
Messenger RNA from Acanthopagrus latus (yellowfin seabream), 6591 nucleotides. RefSeq names its product shroom family member 2a (gene shroom2a). The record is from RefSeq and is a predicted model, not a curated record. Gene Ontology annotation, biological process: actin filament organization. Gene Ontology annotation, cellular component: apical junction complex; adherens junction; cortical actin cytoskeleton. The transcript is spliced from 12 exons. Gene Ontology annotation, molecular function: actin filament binding. NCBI's taxonomy places the organism in Eukaryota, Metazoa, Chordata, Actinopteri, Spariformes, Sparidae. Bases 590 to 5434 code for a protein of 1614 amino acids.